Messenger RNA from Moneuplotes crassus, 488 nucleotides. The record is from the annotation of a GenBank genome assembly. NCBI's taxonomy places the organism in Eukaryota, Ciliophora, Spirotrichea, Euplotida, Euplotidae.
UAUUAAUAUAUGAGCUCAAAAAUCUUAGUCAACUCAUUUUAUACCAACCAAAAUAUUUGGGAUGGUGACUGCCAAGCUAUUGAAGAGGAUGAUUGUACUCCUCAGAUUCCUAAUGCAACCAGACAAUUUAUGAACACUUUGAAAGAUAACAAAGGCAAGGUCAACAAGAAAGAUUUCGAAGAUGGAUAUUGAAACACUAAUCCUACCAUCGGACCCUGAGGUCAAGAAGAGCCUUCUACCUCUCAGAUCAUCACCAAGAACUCUGAAAUCAGAUUAAAGUAUAAAAAAAGAUGGCAAUUUUUGAAGCCGAAGACACAUUAUGUGAGUUUGCCAACAAACUGGAUCGAUCAAAAAUCGGACAAGAAGGAACUCCAAGCUCUCAGAAGAGUUCCUUCAAGUGAUAUUCUAAGGUCUUUGCUUCCUUAGAUAAGCUUCCCAAGAGUAUGGAUGCUUAAAUAUUUCCUAAUUGAUCAUAACUAAUUUCUAUA